AUGACCCGAGUUGACCUGUCCCUGCGGCAAGCUAUUCUGCUCAAUGAUGUCGCAUUAGUGCAGCGAAUCCUCCAGCACAAUCUUUCGUAUCUCCAGAACCCGGAUUUUGCGGACAAGAGCAACACCUCGUUGCAUCUCGCUGCGAAAUAUGGGCUCGAAGAGAUCGCAGAAUUCCUGAUAUCUCUGGGUCAUGACGGUACUCGGCCAGUCGAAGACUGGAUCUACAGUGCGAAGCACGACAAUCGGGGUAUAUCUGUCAACACAGACGGUCAAACACCUCUGCAUCUGGCUGCGGCCUCUUCUCAAGCCGGAGUUGUUGAGCUCCUGUGCAGAGAGUUCCCACAGACUGUGAAUCGAAGAGAUCGCAAAGGUCAAACACCCCUCCAUCUCGCCGCCUCCUCCCAGAUUAUUCCCAAGCCGAAUUUCAACAACACUGCUAACAACAGCGGGGCCUCGAGGCCGACGCCGGAGGACAACCGAACGAUAGAAAUACUCCUAACCCAUGGGGCGGAUGUGAAUGCCAAGGACGAGCUGGGAAACACAUGCCUUCACAACGCAAGUGCAUGGGGGAAUCUGAAAGCCAUUCGCGCCUUGAUCCAAGCUGGCGCUGACCCGUUGAGCAAGAACAAAGCUGGCUGGACCCCCGAGUAUUACAGUAUCACAGUGCAGGCGGAGGUCUACUACCGGAAUUUAGUGGCAGAAUGGGAGAAGAGGAAAGCAGAAGACGAGAUGCGGGCCAGCAGCGAGAGAAGAGGCAAAGGGGGCGGCUCGGUCAGGUUGGUGCCACAGGAGAAUGAAAGCGACGGCGAAGGGGAUGAGUCGUCGAGGACGGAGACAAGCCGGGAGAGAAGCACAACAAGGAGUCCAGUGCCCAAUAAUGCUGGUGCUGGUGCUGGGUCUGUCGUUGGCACUUCACUGGGAAAACAGAGCGAUGCAGGCUUGGGCAUCAGCGUAGGCUACGUGGAUGCUUGGAAAUGA
Messenger RNA from Fonsecaea multimorphosa CBS 102226, 978 nucleotides. RefSeq lists its product as uncharacterized. Gene Ontology annotation, molecular function: protein binding. The coding region runs from base 1 to 978 and encodes 325 amino acids. Lineage: Eukaryota; Fungi; Ascomycota; Eurotiomycetes; Chaetothyriales; Herpotrichiellaceae. The record is from RefSeq and is a predicted model, not a curated record. The transcript is spliced from 2 exons.